Molecule: messenger RNA, 1734 nt
Organism: Uncinocarpus reesii 1704
Lineage: Eukaryota; Fungi; Ascomycota; Eurotiomycetes; Onygenales; Onygenaceae
Exons: 2
Coding region: 1-1734 (577 amino acids)
Source: RefSeq, a predicted model, not a curated record
AUGGCAGAGACUGCUGCAAACAACUCAGCAGAUGCUCUGUCAUCGCCCGGCAGUGUGAAUGGAAGUCAGCGGCCGUGGGAUCAGAGCGUUCCCAAUGGACAAGAUUCUGCCAAUGUCUUCCCUUCCAAGUCCCGAACGUCCCACGAUUCCACCGCUACGUAUUCAAAGUACAGCCAACGGCAUAAUACCACUCCUCAUGCUGUAAAUGGGACUUCCAGAUCUCGUACCUCGUCGAGAUCCGGGUCCAUGCAUGGCUAUUUGCACGAGCAGGGGUACCUCGCACCGCACCGGGUCGACACAUUAAGCCGAAAAGACCAUAGCUUGAGUCGCAAUGGGAGUGAUGCAGAGAGCCUUUUAGACCUCUAUGGUCGGGAUUCGGCCAAUCGCAGUACGUCGAGCGUGAUGGACUCGGUCGACCGAAAGCCCGAAAACAAGCCCCAUUACGAAGCCAUUGAGGAUCCCAAUGAGUCACACUGGAUUCAUCGAGACAAGCUAGCGAAAAUAGAGAGCGAGGAAUUACAGCAGUUUGGUAUUAAAAUUCGAGAUCCGCUUUUGAUGAGGCAUAGGUCAGGCGGUGGGCGAGGGCGUAGUCGCGAGUCUCAGAGUAUUGCAACAAACGGGGCUAGAGAUCGAAGCAGUUCAUCCCCAAUUAUUCCUGAGCGGACGGAGGAGCAAAUAUCUCCGCCUGCUCCCAUUGAAGACAGCCCCCAGGAAGACGAAGGCGGACCGGUCGUUUUCGAUGACCCACGGCUGCCAGAGGAGAUUGCGGCUGAUCCCCAUGAAGACGGCCGUGGCUCUAAAAUAUAUCGGAUGCCCGGGUUAAGAAAGAGUUCGUCGCGAAUUCCGGUCCUUACCUCCAGCCCUCAUCCCAUUCCCCCAGGGUAUCUAGAACGCGACUCUCCUCUCCAAAGACCACGGAACAAUACAGCCACUAGUGGAGACGAAGAGGGCCUCUCGCUCCCAAAAACUCGACGUCCAAGUGUAUCAGCGCCGCGCAUGUUGCAGACCCCAGAACCUGAGCUUGAAAGCACACCACCGAAAAAUACCGAAGCAAUUGACACCAGCGAGCAAUUACAAGGCUCGCCUUCCAAGUCGAAGCAGCCUGCAAAACCAGCUUCCGCGGCGACGAGUCGCAAAACAUCCAGCAACACGGAAACGCGAAAAGCCUCCGGAACCCACAAAAAAACAUCCCCCAGUAACUCUCACGGCGGCUCUGUGAGUCAACGUCCGUCGACUAGGGCUGGCGAGCGGCGACCCGGGACUGCCAUCAAUCGUCCCGAGGGAGAUCCCCCAUGGCUGGCGACGAUGUACAAGCCAGAUCCACGUCUUCCACCAGAGCAACAGUUGAUCCCAACCCACGCCAAGAAGCUCCAGCAAGAGCUCUGGGAGAAGGAGGGCAGAAUUCCAUCUGCGUACGACAAGAACUUCGCGCCCCUAUCCAUUCAAAAUGAAGAGAAAACCCCAUCCUUUUCGCCGGAGCCGGAAGUGCCCCAAGAGGAAUUUACUCUCCCUGGCCUCGCGUCGUCGCCACCGCCAAAUGAUGCUGCCAAAGCGAAUCAAACGGGGGCGGCUGGAACUGAUCGUACUAGCCAUCAUACAUCUCCAUCUGCUGUACACUCUCGUCCGGCUCCAACAUUCACACCGUCCAUCAGCGUGAAACCGGCUCCAAGCCCUAUGCAGGUUGAUGCCCCUGCUAAAAAGGAGAAGGGCUGUUCCUGUUGUGUUAUUAUGUGA